AUGUCUGAAUAUUUAUCAAAGGCAGCAGCGUUCGCCCAGAAUGCUGCAAAGCUGUCGAAAAAAGUAUCCGAAGGUAUAGUUGAAAAUGCACGCGAAUUUGGGCUAGAAGCGACUUCCUCGGGACAUUAUUUUGAUACUUCAGAAGACAAAAUGCGCGAUAUCAAACGACAAUUAGACUCGAGACAUGAUCGCGAAAAGAUGGAUGGAUUAAAAAGAUUAAUUGCGUUGAUAAGAGCAAUGGCCUUACGAGUAAUGUCUGGCAUUCGGGUUCCUGUCAUUAGUCCAAUAGUAUUAUUAGCAAUCAAAAAGUGCAUGACUGAUUUAUCUGCAUACGUAAGAAAGACUGCCGCACACGCUAUUCCAAAAUGUUAUAGCCUUGAUCCAUCGCAAAAAGAUGCAUUAGUCGAUAUCAUUACUACUCUCCUUAAUGAUAAUUCGCCGUUUACAAUUGGUAGUGUAAUAACAGCUUUUAAUGAAAAUAAUCGGGUUUCUCAAAAGAAAAAGUCAAAGGCGUUUUAUUCUGAUGAAGAUUCUGACGAUUCGGAUAACUCUCUUGAUAAUUCUUAUGCCCUUGACCCAGAUCAUGAACAAUUACUAAGAGAUUCUUUACCUCUCUUGCAGAGCAGAAAUAGUGCAGUAGUAUUAUCAGUUGCAAAAAUUUUCUAUCAUUUAGCACCAACCGCGGAUGCUUACAAAAUAAGCAAACCGCUAAUUAGGCUGCUACAUAGCCACCGAGAAAUUCAAUAUGUCGUAUUAGCUAAUAUCGCCACAAUGGCAACGCAGCGACCUGUAUGUGUUAAGCCCCAUUUGCAACAAUUUUUCGUACGAUCAACAGACCCUGUUUUCAUCCGUAAUUUAAAAAUGGAAAUUAUGACAUUAGUCGCGACCGAAAGUAAUAUAACCGGAAUACUUAGAGAAUUGCAGGAAUAUGUGAAAAGUCCUAAUAAAGAUUUUGCGACUUCUGCAAUUCGAGCUAUUGGCCGAUGUGCAAUAGGAAUGCCAGAAAUGGCCGAAAAUCAUAUAACGGUGCCAAUGGCCAGAGCAAGUAUAUUUUGGCUUGUUGGUCAAUAUUCACAAAAUUUGGAAAAAGUUGCUCCGGAUAUAUUAAGAAAAGCUGCAAAGACAUUUACAACUGAAGCAGAUGUAGUGAAAUUGCAAAUUAUCAACCUUGGUGCCAAGCUCUUAUCACUUCAUUCCACAGACCACACACUGAACCUUUUAUUCCAAUACGUUCUUAAUCUUGCCAGAUAUGAUCUUAAUUAUGAUAUCAGAGAUCGUGCAAGACUUCUCAGAAGCUUGAUUUUAGCAAGCGAGAAAAAAGAUUCCCACAUUAAUAAUAUGGGAGUGGAGGGUGUUGAAGAAGCAAUGCGGUCAGAAGAGUCGAGUAAAAGCACUAUAUUGAAGAACAACUUGAAACGGAUACUAUUAUGUGAAAAGGAGGCGCCUUCGGAAGAAAGCCCAUCUGUGGGAUCCAUGUCACUUGUCUUAAAUUACUCUGUACCUGGAUAUAAAUCUUUACCUGAUUGGCCAACCGAAAAGCCAGACGGCUCCGUCAGAGAAAAUUUGGACGAUACAUGGAAUAGAAACCAAUACAUUAAAGGAUUCGGAAGUGAUUCAUUUGGACGGUUUGUUCCGUCAUCAACUUACGAUAAACUCCCUGCCAAACAACGCAACGAGACAUAUGAUUCUGAAAAUUUUUACGACGAAUCAUCUGAUGAUAAUAGAAAUUAUAGUGAAAAGACAGGUAAAUUAAGUUUGCUGUUUAUUUCUUAA
Racocetra fulgida is the source of this 1773-nucleotide messenger RNA. NCBI's taxonomy places the organism in Eukaryota, Fungi, Glomeromycota, Glomeromycetes, Diversisporales, Gigasporaceae. The record is from the annotation of a GenBank genome assembly.